UCGCAGUUUGAUAAGUACUAGCAGAAAUUCAUCGCAACAAAACAGAAGGAGAGCACAUUAGAAACACAGUUUUGAUGGAAGACCCAGAAGCAGCUGAUGCGGUUUCACUAUUUGCCGAAAAAAUCUAAUAAUUCCUUAACAAUUGGAAUUAUAUCACCCAUAAUUCCUAUAACGGAAUGGACUAACGUAAUUUGUUGGUAUCACUUUCAAAUCUCGUGUUCUAUUCACCAUACUCCAGAUCGAAUCAACCAGGCUUUAUCUUACUUCUUGUACGAAUCGAAUGCCACCAGAGAUUACAAUGACUAUAAAUGAGUGGACAAGCCCUAAGUCAGAAGUCAUUGUAAAGUCUGUGAUUAAAGUGAUACAGUCGGGUAGUCAACAUGAGGAGCGCGACUGUCCUAUUGCUGUUGGUCUUAACGGCCGUAGCACUUGCAGAACAAGUUUCGUACCGGAAUUACAAAGUGUACCAAACCGAAAUAACGGAACAUAAACAGCAAGCGUUAUUGAAGAGAUGGGAAAAUUUGGAUGGCGUCGAUUUCUGGGAAGGCAACGGCCGUCGCAUCAUGAUUGAACCUCGAUUGCAAAAGAAGUUUGAACUUUAUUUGCAGGCACACAAAAUACCGCACAAAAUAAUCAUUGAAGAUGUAGAAGAGACAAUAGAAGCAGAGCGCAAAUAUGAUCAGGAAUACCGGCGAACUCACGCUGACUUAGGACGCAGCACAAUCAGCUUCGAUAACUUCUGGACGCUCGAUGAAAUUCAUGACUAUCUUGAUGAACUCGCAGCUGAAUAUCCCAGCUUGGCCACUGUGGAAAACAUUGGAACGACUGAAGAAGGUCGGGUUAUGAAGGCUAUUACAAUUUCAACCACAAACGGAGUUGUCAGCGGCACGAAACCAGUGAUCUUUAUCGAUGCUGGAAUCCACGCACGUGAAUGGGCUGCAAUAAUGUCUGCCUUGUAUUUGAUUCAUGAGUUGGUUGAACAUAGUGACGAAUAUCCUGAUAUGUUAGCAAAUGAUUGGGUCAUAAUACCGGCAGCUAACCCUGAUGGCUACGAGUAUUCCCAUACAACAAACCGUUUGUGGCGUAAGAAUCGUUUUCCGGUUACAGUUUUAUGUUCAGGAGUUGACCUAAAUCGGAACUGGGAUUAUCAGUGGGCUUAUACUAGUAAUGCCUGUUCGGAUACCUAUGCUGGAGCGGAAGGAAAUUCGGAGGCAGAAACGAGAGCGUUGGUUGCUUUGAUGCAACGCUACUCUGCCAAUCUGAGGCUGUAUCUGGCUGUACACACCUACGGAAACCUGAUUCUAUAUCCAUUCGGGUACACUAUGCCAUUUGUGCCAGUUUCUAACGCUGACGAGCACAUUGCUAUGGGACAAAAAGCCGCAGCUGCAGUUACUGCUGUCGGAGGACCGACGUUCACAGUUGGUAACAGUGCAGAGAUCCUCUAUUCCGCUACUGGUGCGAGCGAUGAUUACGCAGCAGGGGCCGCCGGAUUUACAUAUGCGUUCACGCUGGAGUUAACUGGUGGAGGAAGUAAUGGAUUUGAUUUACCUGCUAGUCAAAUUAUGGCAGUGGCUAGUCAAACGUUUGAGAUUUUCCGAUCGUUGGCAGGAGACAUCUAACUGUUCCCUAAUUGUCUAUCAGUUGUUUCCAAUGUAUUAGGAAUAAAAUGAAUUUCUCUAA
Molecule: messenger RNA, 1680 nt
Organism: Wyeomyia smithii (pitcher-plant mosquito)
Lineage: Eukaryota; Metazoa; Arthropoda; Insecta; Diptera; Culicidae
Product: carboxypeptidase B-like
Exons: 5
Coding region: 381-1619 (412 amino acids)
Biological process (GO): proteolysis
Molecular function (GO): metallocarboxypeptidase activity; zinc ion binding
Source: RefSeq, a predicted model, not a curated record